AGAGAAAGGAAUUAAAACAGUAACAGCAAACUCCGCCAGCCAUUAACAAAACCGCCUCCCCUCCCUCGUCAAUUUCCUUCAUCUUAACAAUAUAUAAAAAAAAUGACACUAAACUUAGGCUUUUGCUCCUGCUCCUCCUACGUCUCCCGCUUCUCACACUCCCCUCCUCUCCUCUCUAAACUCUCUCCAAAACCAAACUACACUACCACAGCCACUCUCCUCUCCCUCUUAUUUUCUUUCCAUAAAACCGCACCAUUUUUUUCCACUUCAAGAACACCAUCCUUAAAACCACUCGCUUCUUCACUAAGCCAAUCCGCCGCCGACGACGAAGACAACGACAACAAUAACUCUUUUUUAUCACUAAAUGAAGACUCCCUCUCCAGAGUCUCCGCUGCUAAAGACGCCAAUGAAGCCCUGCAAAUAAUAUCUGUAAUCACUAAUAAAAGUAACGGUUUAGUUAGUGUAACUGAUUGUUGUGGUAUUAUAACUGCCGCCAUUGAUCGCGGCAAUACUGAUUUGGCUCUCUCUGUUUUUUACGCUAUGCGUUCCAGCUUCGAUCAAGGCGUUACUGAGAUAGAAAGAUGGAAAUGGUCGCGGCCGGAUGUUAGUGUUUACACGUCAUUAGUUCAAGGUCUUGCUGCGGCAUUGAAGGUUUCUGAUGCUCUUAAGAUGAUUGAUUAUAUUUGCCGCGUUGGUGUGUCGCCUAGCGAGGACGAGGUGCCAUUUGGUAAGGUUGUGAGAUGUCCAACUUGUAUGAUAGCUGUUGCUGUUGCACAACCUCAACAUGGCAUUCAGAUUGCAUCUUGUUCCAAGUGCCGGUACCAAUACGAGCUUGUUUCUGGGGAUAUCACUAGUAUUGACUCAGAAGCAAUCAGCAUGGAUCUUCCUGCUUGGGAAAGGGGGCUAAGAUUUUUGCAACUAAUGAAGCAAAGUAUUCCUGCAGCUGUUCACUCCAUUGUGGUACAGACCCCUUCUGGUAUGGCAAGGACACAGAGAUUUGCUACUGAAACAGUAGACCUUCCAGCACAAAAAAGUGAAAGGGUGACCAUUGCUUCAGCAGUUCCAUCAAAUGUUUACAGAAAUGUGGGCCCCUUUAAAUUUAGUCCAAAGGCUCCCAAUGUCUACCCUGGAGAACCAAUGUGCCUGACAAACCAUGAAAAUGGCCGGGAGUCACUGUUGUUAAGAGCCCCUGUAAAAGAUGGAAAGCCAUCCUUGCUUAACCCUUCUGUUCUUGUUCCGCUCCUUGCUGUCUUGGUUGCUGGAGAUGCUGCAUCUGGUAUUAUUGAUCCCAGCUUGCCCCAAUUCCUUGUAGUUGCUGCUAUUUCUUCUCUUGGUGUUGGAGCUACUCUAAAUACACUGGUUUUCCCUGGAUUGAACCAGCUUCCUCAGAAGUCAGUGGAUGCAACUGCAAUCAAGCAGAAGCUGCUGUAUCAGUAUGACUUACUUCAGUCUCGCAUUAAGGAACUAAAAGAAGCUGCUGAAAAAGAGGUUUGGAUGUUGGCUCGGAUGUGUCAGCUGGAGAACAAGAUUUUUGCUGUAGGAGAACCUUCUUAUCGUGCCCGUAGAACUAGGGUGAAAAGGGUCCGAGAAGGCCUGGAAAAUUCACUCGAAGGACGGAUCGAACUCAUUGAUAGCUAUGCAAGAAUUUCUUCGAUGAUUGAAAUUGAGGUUGAAAUGGACUCUGAUGUUCUUGCUGCGGAAGCAUUGAGCAAUGUGGAAAGCAUAGCUGAACAGAUACAGCAAAUCAUGGAGCUGGAAAAUCUUGAAGAGAGAUGGAGACUACAAGCUGAAGCAAAUGACGAGGCUGAAAGACUACUUAGUUCUCAACCUGUAACUACUGAGUGGAUUUAAUCAUGGUUCUGGUUAGAAUUCAGCCACCAACCUCCAGUUUGCAUAGUGUUGCAUUGGUAUACCUUAUGCCUCUACUUGAGAAGAUCUGCUCGGUUGAAUCAUCUAAAAAGCAGGCAGGAAAUACGCUUGCGUGAAUGCGCUAACUCGUGAUCAGAACUACCAUUGCACAUCAGCAAUUAAAUCUUGGCAUGUGUUUAAAUGGAGGACCAGAAGCCAGCUGCUUGGUUGUGCCACAGCCGAAAACUGUUCUGGAACCCAUUGAGUAAUUAACCUACUUAAGCUACAAAGGUAUUUUUAUGUGUUGUUAGCAUAUGGCAAUGGAAAUCGUAAAGUUGAUCACCUCACUUGUGAGUUUUGUAACACAAAUGUCUGUACAAAUAUAGGGACAUGUUCUUAGUUUUCCUGCUUGUUACUGUAGAUAAAUUCUGAUCAUCUCUGCAGAAAGAAGUUGGAACAAUUUCAUGUUUCCUUUUGUGGAGCCUGGAUUAUUUGGUAAUGGUCAACAAUAAAAAGAAUGCUAAGUUGUCUCCA
Molecule: messenger RNA, 2382 nt
Organism: Populus trichocarpa (black cottonwood)
Lineage: Eukaryota; Viridiplantae; Streptophyta; Magnoliopsida; Malpighiales; Salicaceae
Exons: 12
Coding region: 103-1851 (582 amino acids)
Molecular function (GO): protein binding
Source: RefSeq, a predicted model, not a curated record